Messenger RNA from Larimichthys crocea (large yellow croaker), 7429 nucleotides. Its product is annotated as RNA-binding protein Musashi homolog 2. Gene Ontology annotation, biological process: regulation of translation; central nervous system development. Lineage: Eukaryota; Metazoa; Chordata; Actinopteri; Sciaenidae. Gene Ontology annotation, cellular component: cytoplasm. Gene Ontology annotation, molecular function: mRNA binding. The record is from RefSeq and is a predicted model, not a curated record. The coding region runs from base 349 to 1572 and encodes 407 amino acids. The transcript has 15 exons.
GUUAACAGUAGUUAUGCGUCCGCUGAUUUAGAAGAGCAAUAAGCCACUUUCACCUCUAGUGGCUUAUUGCUUAAUUAAAUGACAAAUCGGAGGAUUGGUUUGCAGAUUGCCUGAAUUGACGUCAAUUGGAUUGGUUAGGUGACAGAGGCAGGCUCCGCCCCCCUGUGGGCCAAGGUAGAGCAUGCUGAGAGGGAGGGAGGAGGGAGCAGGGGGCUGAGCUGAUCCCACGUGUGACGCUUUCAUUCCCGGCUCAGUAAUAUUCUCAUAGCGGGGCUUUGCAUAUCUCCUGCCGUAUCUGUGUGUGUCUGUCACUGUGACUGUAGUCCCAGCCUAUAGUUUGAAAUAGAUAUGGAAGGAGACGGGAGUCAAGCCACAUCCGGAAGCCUAAAUGAUUCACAACAUGACCCGGGUAAAAUGUUUAUCGGUGGCCUCAGCUGGCAAACCUCACCAGACAGCCUUAGAGACUAUUUUAGUAAAUUCGGAGAAAUAAGAGAAUGUAUGGUGAUGAGAGACCCCACGACAAAACGCUCAAGAGGAUUUGGGUUUGUUACGUUUACAGAUGCUGCCAGUGUAGAUAAAGUCUUAGCUCAACAACACCAUGAAUUAGACUCAAAGACGAUUGAUCCUAAGGUUGCCUUUCCCCGUCGCGCCCAGCCUAAGAUGGUCACAAGAACAAAGAAAAUAUUUGUGGGCGGCUUGUCAGCCAACACAGUAGUGGAAGAUGUGAAGCAGUAUUUUGAACAGUUUGGGAAGGUUGACGAUGCCAUGCUUAUGUUUGAUAAGACUACUAACAGACAUAGAGGAUUUGGUUUCAUAACUUUUGAGAGUGAAGACAUCGUAGAGAAAGUCUGUGAAAUUCAUUUUCAUGAAAUCAAUAACAAAAUGGUAGAAUGUAAGAAGGCCCAGCCCAAGGAGGUGAUGUUCCCACCAGGUACACGAGGGCGAGCCAGGGGUCUGCCCUACACCAUGGAUGCCUUCAUGCUGGGGAUGGGCAUGCUGAGUUACCCUAAUAUUGUGGCAACAUAUGGCCGCGGAUACACUGGAUUCGCACCCAGCUACAGCUACCAGUUCCCUGGCUUCCCAGCGACAGCAUACGGACCGGUGGCGGCAGCGGCAGUAGCAGCAGCGCGUGGCUCAGGUAGGGGGGCCCGUGGAAGAGGCGGCUACUUGGCGUACCCACAGAGCACAGGGCCAGGCCUCCCCGAUUAUGGGUUUUACUCUGCGCCCAGUGACCAGAGGGGGGGGCCCUGCUCCUUUGCUGACUAUGGCUCCCUGGGGCCCCAAGCGGCUCAGAUGCUGCACAGUGAGCAUGCCACCUCCGCCUGCAACUCCCCCCUCCAGCACCUACACAGCCCGGAUCAAUUUAAGAACCCAGGCACCAACCCGUCAAGGCCCGGAGGUUUCCCUGGUGCUAACAGUCCAGGGCCUGUGGCUGACCUGUACGGACCCAGCAGCCAGGAUUCGGCUGUGGGCAACUACAUCAGUGCUGCUAGCCCUCAGCCUGGCUCUGGGUUUGGCCCCAGCAUCACAGGCCCGUUGAUUGCGACAGCUUUUACAAAUGGAUACCAUUGAACAGGUGGCCGGUUGCCAUCUCAUCAGAGCAGAGUAUAUCUGGUGGCCCAGGAAAGACAGGACGAAGUUUCUAAUUGGCUUUGUGUGCAGGUGAUGCUAUCCAACUUCAAGCACUACAGCAUCACCAAGGCAAAAAGAACGAAAGUCGGAACCAUAUGAAGAAGAAAAGAAAACGUUAGUCAUCUCAGAAAAAUAACAACUGCUGUACUAUAAUCCAAACCUCCUAUAACUUUACAACCUGGUUUGGUAUGAUGUUUCACGUCGAUUUCAUUCACCUAUUUCCUUCCUCUGUUUAGCUUUUUCGUUUCGAUUUAGGUUUUUAGGAAGUCAUUUUCGUUUUAACCUUGAGUUUUGUGUCAUUUUAUUUUAUCUUCCAGUAUAUUUGUGUAAAUGGAUUUUUUCGUUUUUUUGAAGUACGGGGGUCAUAGCCAAGAAUAUCUGCAAGUCAUGUCUUCAUCUUUGUAUCGGUUAGUGUAAAGGAGAAACGAUUGGAUGUUCCAGUCUUUCCGCAAAAAAAGAAGCUCAGUGUGGAGAGACAGAGAAAAAAAAUAAUAAAUUUUAAGGAAAAUUUAAAGAGGGUAUCUAAGUAAUAAAUCUUAGUAGCUGUUUUAUUUCUUGUGAUGUCUCAUUGUUAACCAUAAUUACCUAUUUUUGGGCAAUACAAAGAGGACUCCAAUAUUUUUAUGGUCCUUUUUUAUAAGUGUUGUUUUUGUUGUUUAGAAAUAUAUAUAUAUGCUAUAACAAAUUUCAUAUAACUACAUUGUGAAUUCAAACUUGAGAAAAAGAAAUGUAGCUGUACAUAUUAUUCCAGUCACUGCAUAUAACCAACUCAGUGAGAGAAUAGCAUAUUUUUGUGAUGGUGUGUCAAAAGAACAUGUUAUAGCGUGUGAAUAGAAGAAAAAAGCUGUAAACAGUUAUUAUUAUACGUUUUUCUGCUGGAAGACGGUAUAAUGACCCCAGAGACAAACAGAACACACUUGCUCUGUAAAUACUGAAGCUGAAUAAUUUUACAAAGUGUCAUACCAGCAAAUUUACAAACGGUGAGUUAAGUCAACACAGUUUUAAGAAAUAAUAAUAAUAACAAUAAAAAAAAAAGAGCCUGAUUGGUAUCUUUUUUUGUCUAACUGUUAAGAUAUCAGUAUCAUUUCAAAGAGAGAGAGAAAAAAAAAAGAUGAUUUAAUCCAAAGCACACUGUACUUAGAUGUGAAGAUUAGAACUUGAACCAGGCAUUUUACAGUGCUCUGUGCAUCCUGACACUUUUAUACUCUUGAGAGGAACUUGUUAGUUGUAUGUUAUUGUUUGUUUCAUCCUGCUUGUUCCUGAUUCAUUUUUGGAACACAAUAUCUGGGCUCUGUGCUAGAGCCUUUAAUAAUGUAAUGCUUGUUCUUCUGAAUCAGUUCUUUUUUGAAUGAAUUAGGAAAGUAAACAUUUUGAUACCAUACCUCAGCCUUUGUGAGUUCUAUUGUGGAAUCAUUGGCAGGUUUAAUUUAUUCUAGUGGCAAAAUAACUGAAAAACACUGAAAGGUAAUAAAGCGAGUAAUCAUUGCACUGUGAGUAGUAAAGUACAGGCCAUUUUUUUCCUAUUUGCACAUGUAUAUGUUGGCUUUUUAAAAAAAAAAAAAAAAAAACGGCCCUGUGCUUUGGGAUAGUAUGAAGGAUGUUGGGGUUAAUGUAUUCUCGACUAGACAAACACUUCAGAGUUUUGAGGUGAGUUAACAGCUUGGGAAAUAGUGACUGAUAUGUUGCAGUGUACACUUGGAUUUCUUUAUAUAUUAGACCCAUGUCUCAUCUAAAGAUAUUUAUACAGGGUCAAAAGAUGACACUGAAUUAUUCACUUAUCUGUCGCUGCACCAGGUUUUACACAGUAUGUGUGGUUAAUGAUUUUACUCAUGACAAACAUUUAAUAAUAAUAUGCUCCAGAGUGCAGUCCAGUUUUUAAAGUCACUGAUGGAAUGAAUGGUGUGUAUUCUGAUAAUACUUUACCUGCUGCAGGUGUAUUUUGUUGUUGUUUUGUUUAUUUCAUUUUACCCACUUCUUGUCUCAUUUCUUUGAUUUCGAAACAACCAGGUAAAGAAAUAUGCUGGAUACUUCUAAAGUAAAUGAUAUGGAGGUGUGAUCAAGUAAUAAUUUAAAGAAUAAAGAAAAAAAAACCCUUGUAAUGUUCAAAUGUAAAAGAAAAAAUAAGAAAUACAAAACUAUAAAAAAAAAGAAAGAUGCUUCUUUGCUGAUUUCAAGUUUAAUCAGAGUUUUAUUGAUACUUUGUGGUUUAUAUAUUAAUAAUUGUAAUAUACUAUUAAAAUGUACUGUGCAUCCAUUGCUUUCUCUCUUUCCAUUCCCCAUCCUCAGAGAUCCUACUUCUUUUGUUGAUCAUUCAUGUAUUUCAUUAGUGUGUAAAGAAAUCACAGUUAACUUGUAAACAGAGUGCUGUCUUUGAUACCAGUGUAGUGGUCUUUGUUGUUCUCCCUUGCUCUACCUCUCCUUUCUCUCAUAUUUAUCCCUCUCCCUCUCGCGCUCUUUUUCUAUCUCCUGUAAUUACAAAGUAGAUGUUAUAUAGGACUCAUUAAUAUAAUACUUGUAGUGAAUAGUGGAUUUAGGACCAGUCAAGGUAGACCUUUCUCUAAAUGAUCAUGUUAUUCUGAGAUUUGCAGACAAUUAUUUUGAUAGAGGUUCAUUGUAAUUUAUUCCCUGUAUGUUUGACUCUUUUUUUUUCUUUCUUUUUUUUUUUUUUUGGUUUUUGCCACUCUCACAUGGUUUCAGCUAACCAAAGCUCUCAUGGAUGAACAAUAGAGAAACAGUUGCUGUAAAGAUGGAAUUGUUCACAAGGCAUUAUUUGGAUCCCCACCCUUGAAUGUUUUAAAAGGGGUGUGCCAUACUACCUUAAAUGCUAAUGCUAGAUAUGCAAAACUUAUUUUUUGUUCGUUUUUGGAUUAUUUUUUAAGAGGGGACACAAGCUAUAAUCAUGGACAAAGAUUUUAUGUAAAAAUAUAUUUCAUAUUUUUUUAAGACAUACCAAUGAUUACCACAAUAGUCAUAAUAUCAGUCAUAGUGCUGUUAAAAGAACCUGUUAAUGUUUGUACACUUCCCUGGUGCCUCUGGCACAGAUAUUUUUUAGAAAAUACUGUGUUCGAUCACUCAAAACUUUUAUCAAUAAUUCUAAUAAUCUUAGAUUCUGGGAACUAGUUUUUCUUUUAAACCGUUACCAGUGUUGAUCACAUGCAUUGACAUUAUAGAGGCAUUACUGUAGAAAUUAAACAGAAAACCUCUGGCUCCAGAGGAAUAUUAGCAGGUGUUAAAGGAUGAUUUGUGUAUCAAAGCUGAUUAUUAGAUGGUUAAAUUCAUGCGCCGACAUUGGACCAGCUCUUCCCCCCCAAAAGCUGUGUUUCAUUGCUAAGCUAAAUGAGAGCAGAAAAGAUUAUAUUAAAAACUUGAAUUUAAAUGCUCAAAUUACCAUGUCAAAGCAUGUCCACAAUUCAAACCUGUCGGAUUUACACAGGCAGCUGUGUUUCAAGCAAAAAAAACAAACUUAUUAUAAACAAGCCAAUUCAAUUUAGGAGCUCAAGCUGUGUUCACACUCCAGCCACAGAUUGAGUAUAAUUUCAAUAAAACAUAAUUUAGGUUUUAUAUCAGUUAUUUUACCUCAUGCAGUCUUAAAUUGAAUACUGUCACGUUAAUAAAUAACAUUAGAGUCCUGUCGUUCUUCACGUCCAGUAUAGACUGUCAAAACACAUACAGUAUGUACAGUAAUGGCAGCUUGACGCUAAUUGAUAAAUUAUUCCAAUGAAUGAAAAGCAAGUAUAGAGGACGUUGUAUUGUUUGAAACUAGGCAAAAUGUGGAAUUAUUGAAUAGAAAUCCUAAAAUGUCCAUGUGUUUAUUGUAAAAUGACUGGAUGAAUUGGAAAAAUCUGUUUUUUCCCCAAAACUAUAAGAAAACUAAAAGUAAUUUAUGUGAAAAAUCACAAGUAUUAAUGCUUAUGUUCACCUCAUUUGCACAUUUUAAUGUUAAAAAGUGUACCAACUUACGUGUGCUAGUUAAGUUUUAUUCUGACAUGAUAAAAGAAAGUGUUCCCCCCCCGGUUCAUUUGCAGCGUCGUCUCUUGAAUUUAUCUAAAUAUUUUAUGAAAUAAUAAACUAUGAGUCAAACCACCUACAAACCGAUACAAGAAGCUCAUUAGGGGGCUGCAGUUUAUUUCCAAUUUUGCUGCCGUCUGAUCUGAAAUAAAAAAACAACAACAGUGCAACAAGUAGAAAAUCUAUUGCUUUGUUUCACUGUUGCAGCACCCGGUCGCUCUUGGAUUAUAAUUAAACUGAAAAAUAACAAGUUGAAAUGGCUCAUUUUUGAUUACCCAAUAAUAAGAAUUGACUCUUCCAUUGUUUUGUGAUCCUGUAGCUUGGACUUUAAGGUAGCAUGGCUCUGUUGCUGUAAUUUCAUUUUAUCUCAAACUGACAGCAGUUUACAGCUGAUGAAUGUUACACAUCUUAGUAGACUAGCUUAUCCAUUUUGGGGAGAGGGGAGGGGGUCUUGGUUUAAGAAAAAAAAAAAUAAUCAAAAAAGAAAAAAAGUCAACCUGGAAGGUGUUGACAUUUGUAGUGUACUACCGUAUCCAUUUAAACUUGAAUCUUGAGGCAAGUGCUAGGCAAUGGCCAAACAAUUUAUCCCAUCCGCUCUGGGGGAAAAAUCCCACCCUGAAACCACACGCACUUCUGAGAUUUCUGUCGUCUGGGAUUCAAAUCUUGUUUUAUGAAUAUGAACAACUGUCUCCCAGAAGCUGAGACAUCACACAAGGACUGUUUUCAGGCCUCUGCUCCAUUUCCAAUUAAUUAGACUGACUUUUAAGGCUCAUUGACCGUUCUUGAGCGUUUAUACCCAAAAGAGGCUUAUUCAUAGUGGUGCUAAUGGUUUUAAACCAGACAAUGUGCCCUUAUCUCUGAGAGAUACUGGAUACUGUCACAGUGACCACAAAGUUAGUCUCCCGGUCCACAAAGUGACUCACAGUAAACAGCACCAUUUAUAGCCUCGGCUCUCGUUUCAGGAUAUAACAAAGAUCGCUUCAUGUUCACAAAUCUCGACUGAACUCUUUAAGGUGACAGAAAUGGCACAAGUUUAACUGUAGUGUCGUGUUUUCGGGUGAAUUUCCCCUUUCAAGUCCAAACCAUCGCCAUCUCACCCAUGCUCAUGAUUAAAUACACACACACAGUUUGCAGUAUAUAUGUUUAUAGAUGAAUAUAUACUUGCAAGUUUCACCCAUUCAAACUGAUGUUAGACUGGAGACCUCAGCUGUAUACAGAAUAUCCCUUCACGCAGCUCACACCACAGGUUCACGUAGUCGAGCCGUCAUUAUUAAGCUUAAGUUCACCAACACGAGAGUUCACCCCUGGUGUGUUGUCGAGUUUGGAGCAGACCGCAUGGCCUAAGAGGGGAGCCUGGGAGCUCUCCAGACCGCAUGGACGGCAGUGCGAGGCUCUGCUGUGCUUCCAUGUUUCUGCAGGCUGAGCACAGAGCUCUCUUCACUGCUGUCUGCCCAUUCCUAACACUUGCCCCUUUUUUUUAUGUUAACCGACUUUUUAUGGCGAGAGACAGACAGACUUGACUGACAUCUGAAAGCAUCUUUCAGGUUAUCAUAUGGCUUGCUUAAGCCCUGUUGUAAAAUAUACUAAAAAAAAUAAUAAAUAAUAAUAAUAAUAAUAAUAAAAAUGGAUGGGGGUCUCUCACAUAUCAAAUGUGGAAAGUCUAAUUUUAUAUUUGUAUUUUCAAAUAAUAAUAUUGACAAAAAAUGUCUGUGAAAGGUUUCCAUCCUCUACUGUGGUCCAGAAAUUGAUGUGUCUGUCUGGAAAAUAAAUAAAAUAAACUGAAUUGUUA